CGCGUGGAAGAAACUUGUAAACUAUAAAACAUGAAAUAUAUCAUAAGCGGUCUGUUAGUAUUUGUGUUUGCUACAGUAUUUACAGGAUGUCUAGCCAGGUGUAUUACAAAGUGUGGUGUUGCAUCUUGCAAUGAGUGUGAAAGAGCUAAUUACAAUCCUGCCAAACAAGACCAUUACUUGGUAGAGGAAGAUCAUAUCCCUUACUGUAGUAAACCAGUGUGCAACAAAUGCAUCUCAGCUACAUCUCUAAAGCCAGAUUCUUUGGUUCGGUGUGGCAAAAAAAUAAAGUGUCGCAAGCCGACACCCACGACGACGACGACGACAACCGAGCCUAGCAGUGAGGAGUCAUCAGAGGAAGAUCACUCAUCUGAAGAAGAUCAUUCGUCGGAACAGUCGGAUUGUGAAGAAAAGGAAAACUACUUCACAAAAUGCGAAGUGAUCACGACGACCGAGGCUAGCUGUGAGGAUUCAUCAGAGGAGGACCACUCAUCGGAAGAAGAUCAUUCGUCGGAACAGUCCGCAUGUGAAGAAAAGAAAAACUACUCCAGCAAUUGCGAAGUGACCACAACGACCGAGCCUAGCUGUGACGAGUCAUCAGAGGAGGAUCAUUCAUCUGAAGAAGAUCAUUCGACGGCAGAGUCCGCAUGUGAAGAAAAGAAAAACUACUCCAGCAAUUGCGAAGUGACCACGACGACCGAGCCUAGCUGUGAUGAGUCAUCAGAGGAGGAUCACUCAUCUGAAGAAGAUAAUUCGUCGGAACAGUCCGUUUGUGAAGAAAAGGAAAACUACUUCACAAAAUGCGAAGUGACCACGACAACUGAGGCUAGCUGUGAGAAUUCAUCAGAAGAUCAUAAUUCAUCUGAAGAGAAACAUUGUCCUUAUGGUUACUUUUGGAAUGGAUAUUUCUGUUCUCCAGACUGCAGGAUUAAGAUUGAAAAAACGCCUCUGUGCAUAUGAAUAAAAUUGUUCUAUCAGUUACGAUCCACAACACGAAGCCUUAGUUAAUGACAAAAUGUAUUCCUCGCCCUUUAUUGGUGGUCUAAGCUACUUGCUUGUGGCAUUGUGCCUUUAUGCACUACCAAACCAUUUAACCUUUAUCGCUAGCACGUGUAGCGAGGUCACAAAAAAUGAACAACAACCGCGAGACUGCAGCCUAUAGUACUACACCUGUAUAAAAGCCAAUUGCAAACAACAUUCCGACAUCAUUCAAUAUCCUCGCUUCUUGUGCUUCAGACAUCUAAAAGAAUUUCAAAUACUAACAAUCAUGAAGUCCCUGGUGAUGUUCGCCUUCCUCGCUGUCUGUGCCACUCAGGUGUAUUCAUUCCAUUUGUCGUAUCCAGUCGCUCCUCAUCAUGUGUUGGAAUGUCCGGAAAACCAUCUGAGCCCUUACUAUAGCUAUCCCCGUGCCGUGGCUCAUCCUCGUCUGACUCACGUUCCGUGCCAGUCUUGCCACGGUUGCCAGACUUGCAACAAGCCGAAGAAGAGCAGCGAGCUGUACCCGUGCCCGUACAGACAGCACGGACCAUGUGAAUGCAAGCAUUAGAGGCAGAAAAAACCAAAUUCCAAACUGACGAUACAGAACUUUCAAUAAAAUAUGUUUGAAUCUAUCAGCAACCAA
Anopheles arabiensis is the source of this 1618-nucleotide messenger RNA. Its product is annotated as RNA polymerase-associated protein LEO1-like. The coding region runs from base 31 to 957 and encodes 308 amino acids. The record is from RefSeq and is a predicted model, not a curated record. Lineage: Eukaryota; Metazoa; Arthropoda; Insecta; Diptera; Culicidae. The transcript has 3 exons.